Molecule: messenger RNA, 1041 nt
Organism: Hirsutella rhossiliensis
Lineage: Eukaryota; Fungi; Ascomycota; Sordariomycetes; Hypocreales; Ophiocordycipitaceae
Product: WD40 repeat 2
Exons: 1
Coding region: 1-1041 (346 amino acids)
Molecular function (GO): protein binding
Source: RefSeq, a predicted model, not a curated record
AUGUCCAAGAUGCAUCCUCUCACGCCCAGCCCGUCUGGUAACCACCAACAAAAGCUCUCCCAAGGCCGUCGCCUCGGCCUCACUCUCCGCUACCGCCGCCUCUGCUCCACGACAGAAAUCAACCAAGUCGGCCUGACGCCAUGCCCUACUUCGUCGCCAUCCGACCUCCACGCCUUAGCUGUCUAUGCCGACCCGCAGACGGCCCAGUUCUGGGUCGACGUCUUUGGCAUCGGCUCGCAGCGCGGCUACACCAAGGCCGCCGGCUCGCACGCCGUCAUGGCUCCCCUUGCCGGCAUCGGUAGCGGCCGCUUUGCCUCGCUGCGCUCCGGGGGGGCGGUACAGCCCGGGCAAGGUGUCGAGCACCGUGGCAACUCCCUCGUAGUCCACGACUUGGUCACGGGCAAGACGGCGCUAGAAAUCAAGCAGGCGACGGCCGGCCCGCUGGCUUGGAGCUGCCAAGGGACCGCACUCGCGGCGGGCGAGGCGCGCAACAGGGUUGGUGUCUGGGACGCGCGCUCCGGGGCGAGGAUCGGGCGGGUAGUCGGACACAUCGACGAGGUCACUCACGCAGCCUUCACGCCAGACUCGAAGCUAGUGACACUCUCCAGAGACGGAACGGUACGCAUCACAGAUCCCCAAACCGCAAGGACGCUGAGCAAGCUCGAGGUGGAUGCAACGUCCGGCACCAACCCGCGCGCCCUCGCCGUCUCCCCCGACGGCCAAUCCGUCGUCUCUCUCUGGGGCGCAACCCUCCUCAUAUGGCUCCCGUGCGCGGGACAGCUGACGUCGUACGGCUUGCACGCGGCUCGCGGCUCCGAGGGCUGGCCACUGUGCAUCUCGCCCGACUGUCGCUGGAUGGCGUGCCGCACCGAGGACGGCUUCGACAUCGUCGAUGUGGCGGCGGGAAGCGUCGUGUGGGAGGGCGGCGGCGGGGCGGCCAUGUUUACCGCGGCGGCUUUUUCCACCGAUGGCAAGGUGCUGGUGCUGGGCAGGAUGGAUGGCGUCGUCGAGGUCUGGGACGUCGAGGAGAGGGAGGGGUGA